Messenger RNA from Electrophorus electricus (electric eel), 4918 nucleotides. RefSeq names its product recombination activating 1 (gene rag1). The record is from RefSeq and is a predicted model, not a curated record. Gene Ontology annotation, cellular component: endodeoxyribonuclease complex; DNA recombinase complex; nucleus. Lineage: Eukaryota; Metazoa; Chordata; Actinopteri; Gymnotiformes; Gymnotidae. Gene Ontology annotation, biological process: pre-B cell allelic exclusion; adaptive immune response; V(D)J recombination. Gene Ontology annotation, molecular function: double-stranded DNA endonuclease activity; ubiquitin protein ligase activity; sequence-specific DNA binding.
CACCCAGCUCCAACCCGACACAGGCAGCGGAGGGGAGAGCCACUCAAACACCCACACAUACACGCCUCCUCCUUUGGGCUCCCAUGCAGAGAAGACCCCAGGGGACAAUACGCCAGCUGAGUCUCAAAAACAAGAAGCCAAGACUGUGCUAAUACCAUGGAGACCGAGCCGUGCAUUCCAAUGGAUGCACCGAGAGCCUCCAUGCCGGAUGAGUUGUGUCACCCUUAUUCCAAGUUCUCAGACUGGAAGUUUAAGCUCUUCCGGGUACGCUCCAUGGAGAAGGCCCCCCUGCCUAGCAAACCUCUACUGGAGAGGGAAGCACAGCUGGGGGUGGAUGUGGUGGGGAACGGCGAGGGCCUGCCUAGCAGCGUAAUGAAGCUCUGCCUCGGGGGGAAGAGCAAGGAGAAUGUGGAAGGGGCUGGCAGGCGGGUGGAUCUCAAGCUUCAGGAGAUCGAUACGCAUAUGAACCAUCUCAGGUCCUUAUGCCGCUUAUGCGGCAUGAUCCUGAGGAAAGCGAAAGGCCCGGAGCACGAGGUCCAGGGAAGCCUCGAUGAGUCCAGCAGGUGUGCCCUGCGCAGGAUGGGCUGCAAGGCUGCUACCUGGCCUGAGGUUAUCCUAAAGGUCUUCAAAGUGGACGUGGGUACAGACAUGGAGACCAUUCAACCUUCUCUGUUCUGUCAUCGAUGCUGGACUGUAGCUAUGAGAGGAGGGGGCUUCUGUAGCUUCUCCAGGACACGGGUGCCUGUGUGGAAGCCCCACUCGUCGCACUGCCUGCUCUGCUUCCCCAAGAGACUCCAACUUCAGCGUAGGGGAAGGAAAAGAAACAAAUCACUAUGGAGCACCCACUGCAUGCCCAAGAGGGCCAAGAGAGACCCAACAUCCGCAGGCGCCAACAGAGUGUGGAGACAGCCCACAGACUCCCCAGUGGCAGCUAGUUUGAGGGCAUGGGUGAUACCAGCUGCUCAGAGAACCCUGUGGGUGAAGAACAUCACUCGCUGUCAGAAGGACCACCUAAGCAGCAAGCUGCUCCCGGGUGAUCUCCCGAAAGACUUUGUGAAUGCUGUGACCUGCCAGGUGUGUGAUCACCUGCUCUCUGACCCAGUCCAGUUGCAGUGUCAGCAUCUCUUCUGUCGCAUCUGCGUGCAAAAGUUCAGCCGAGCUCUGGGUCCCCAGUGCCCGGCUUGUGGCCUCCUCUUCAACCCAUGUGACCUGACUGGCCCUGCCAAAGCCUUUCUUUCCAUCCUCCACUCCCUCCCUCUGCUCUGCCCGAGAGAAGGCUGUGGCGAGUGGGUCCGCUUCGACUCCUUCGGCGAUCACUGCCUGAAUCACUGCCUCGAGCCAGACGACGGGGACGAGCAGAACGGGAAGAAGCAGAACCUGGACGACUACCUGCCCGUCAACAAGGGCGGCCGCCCUCGGCAGCACCUGCUGUCGCUGACACGCAGGGCACAGAAGCACAGGUUAAGAGAGCUGAAGAAUCAAGUGAAGGCGUUUGCUGACAAGGAGGAGGGUGGGGAUGUGAAGUCCGUGUGUCUGACCCUGUUCCUGCUGGCCCUGAGAGCAGGGAAUGAGCACAGACAUGCUGAUGAGCUGGAGGCAAUGAUGCAGGGCAGGGGGCUUGGUCUGCACCCCGCUGUGUGUCUGGCCAUACGAGUCAACACCUUCCUCAGCUGCAGCCAGUAUCACAAGAUGUAUCGCACCGUCAAGGCCACCAGUGGCCGCCAGAUCUUUCAGCCCUUGCACACCCUACGUAGUGCCGAGAAAGAGAUUCUCCCUGGCUUCCAUCAAUUUGAGUGGCAGCCUGCUCUCAAAAAUGUGUCCAGCUCUUGGGACGUAGGCAUCAUUAAUGGGCUUUCUGGCUGGACGGCCUCUGUAGAGGACGUACCUGCUGACACCAUUUCUAGAAGAUUCCGCUAUGAUGUGGCACUUGUAUCUGCCCUGAAGGACUUGGAGGAGGACAUCAUGGAAGGACUGAAAGACAGAGGGCUGGAUGACAGUGCCUGCACUUCAGGAUUCAGGGUGGUGAUUAAGGAGUCCUGUGAUGGCAUGGGGGAUGUCAGCGAGAAGCAUGGAGGAGGUCCGUCUGUCCCAGAGAAGGUAGUUCGAUUCUCUUUCACAGUGAUGUCCAUCUCUAUUCAAGUAGAGGACGAGGACGAAGCAGUGACCAUCUUCCAGGAGCCAAAGCCCAAUUCAGAAAUGUCCUGCAGACCCCUGUGCCUUAUGUUUGUAGAUGAGUCCGAUCAUGAGAUGCUGACCACCGUCUUGGGUCCUGUGGUGGCAGAGCGUAAAGCCAUGACAAACAGUUGCCUCAUUCUGUCUAUAGGUGGUCUACUUCGUUCCUUUCAGUUUUACUUCAGGGGCACAGGCUAUGAUGAGAAGAUGGUGAGAGAAAUGGAAGGCCUAGAGGCCUCGGGCUCCACUUACAUCUGCACCCUGUGUGACUCUACACGAGCUGAAGCCUCCCAGAACAAGGUGCUACAUUCCGUCACCCGCAACCACAAUGAAAACCUCGAGCGUUACGAGAUCUGGAGGACCAACCCCUUUUCUGAGUCUGCAGAGGAGCUGCGCGAUCGGGUCAAAGGGGUCUCAGCCAAGCCCUUCAUGGAGACCCAUCCCACAUUAGAUGCCCUGCACUGUGACAUUGGCAAUGCUACCGAGUUCUACAAGAUCUUUCAAGAUGAGAUUGGGGAGGUGUACCUGAAGAAUAACCCGUCUCGAGAGGAGCGUCGUAGCUGGCGCUUGGCCCUUGACAAGCAGCUGAGGAAGAGGCUGAAGCUGAAGCCAGUGAUGAGGAUGAACGGGAACUAUGCACGGCGACUCAUGACCUGUGAAGCUGUGGAGGUGGUGUGCGAGCUUGUUCCUUCAGAGGAGCGUCGUGAGGCUCUGAAGGAACUGGUGGGGCUGUAUCUCCAGAUGAAGCCUGUGUGGCGCUCCUCCUGCCCGGCUCAGGAAUGCCCCGACCAGCUGUGCCGCUACAGCUACAAUUCCCAUCGCUUUGCCGACCUUCUCUCCACCACAUUCCAAUAUCGCUAUGAUGGAAAGAUUUCCAACUACCUCCACAAGACACUGGCCCAUGUGCCUGAGAUUGUGGAGCGGGAUGGCUCGAUCGGUGCCUGGGCAAGUGAGGGCAACGAGUCUGGGAACAAGCUCUUCCGCCGCUUCCGUAAAAUGAAUGCUAGGCAGUCCAAGACUUUUGAGCUUGAAGACAUACUGAAGCACCAUUGGCUGUACACAUCCAAGUACCUGCAGAAGUUCAUGGAGGCCCAUAGAAACUCGACAAAAGCACUGCAAGCUACAAUUAACCCUGAUGACAUCCCAGAAGAUGAUUCUGAUAUGACGUUUGAAGUUCCAGACUUUUGAAACAGUGGGCAUUUUUUUUUAAAUACUUUGACUUGAAUAUUCUUGGACAUUUCAUUGCUUUACUUUCUGUAACUGGAGCCUUGAUAUGGCACCUUUUACAAGCACUGAUAUUUUCUUUAGAUAAGCUACAACAUCACAUUGAAUUACUUUAUUAUAUACCUUUUUCGUCAAUGUCUGUAUGUAAAGUUGGAGUAAAUUUAUAGCACAGAUAAGUUUAGGAGGAAUUCGCUAUUCUUUGUCCUCAGGCUUUGCGGGAUAUUUUUUCCUUGGUUGCGGGUGAAAUAUGGGAUAGUUUAUUGUAUUUCUGCGUUAUGACACAUUCAUGAAUUUAUACAGAAGGAUUAUUUAUGGAACCAGAUGAAAGCACUGUAAGUCACUGAAGGGGAAUUGCUUUAAAAAAGCGUACGUUUAUGAUCGCUGUAUUAAUUUAUCAUAGAGGGCAGAAAGAAAAUGGAAUUAAGGAAACUCAAAUUGCCUCAGUUUCAGAAGAGCCAGCGAAGAGGAUUAUUUUAGUGUCAUAUUAUCAGGGACCUCUUGAAAAAUAGCAUUUGUGCAAAAAUGACUUUGAAUGACCCCCAUACUGUGUAUUUUCACAAUUGCACGUUCUAGGAGACAUACUAUUAUUCUACCUCCAUUUAAACAGUCUGAAGAUUUUGCACCAUGCUGAAAGUUAUUUCAGUAAUUUUGCACCAGAUAUGCUUAACAUUAUUCCACAAGAUGGUCCAUAGUUAUGUUUUGUCACAGUGCUAUUUUUCAUAGUUUAAGACGUUUAUGUUUAUUAUAUUUUGUUUUUUGUCAUCUGUUUUAGAGAGUAGGAGUUUAGUUGAUGAGUUAACUUACUUAGGUAUCUUACCUUAUUUACUGUAUAUAUCUGAAAGGUUACAUCAGUUCAAUAUGCAGUAUUAUGCACUGACUGAUAUUUUUAAUUGAUUACAUUGUUUCAAUAUGCAGCAUCAUGUAUUUUGUUGGUGCCUUUUAUUGAUUAUUUAUUGCCCAGCAUAAUGUCAGCAUGGAACCUACUAUUGUACACCAAUUUGAAUUUGUUAUAUUAUGGUAAUACACUGUUUACUGUUGGUGUUUAUGAUAUGCCAGUGCCUUAUUGCUGUGUGUUUUUUUUUGCAAAUUUGGGACAACUUUCUGUCACCCCUUAUAUACUUAUCAAUUUGGGCAUCGCUCUUUGUGUUAAAUGAUGGAAAUGUUUUGUGUAAAAUCUCAAGUCUGAUUUUAUGUUGGUUGUACCUGAGACUCUCAGGUACAUUUAUGAGGGCAUCAACAUUCCACGUGUCAUGAAGAAAACACUUUCUUGCACAAUUUAUGCUCCAAUGCAAUUUCAUUAUAGUUUGUUAAUUUGCACACAGACACUGUACAUGUUCUCUAACAAGUUUUCUUUCUUUUGAAAACAUGCAUAUGACUGUUUAAAUAUUAACUCAUUAUUCUUGCUUAUUAUGUCAGUAAUGUAUUUCAUACAUAUCAACUUUUGAGAAAAAUGUAACAUAUUUUUGGACAUAAUCCUAACAUGUAUUCUUGAUCAUUAAGUGUUUUUUUUCAUAAAAUAAAA